AUGACGGACGGCUCGCGCUGCCCCGAUGCUGACGGCAUGACGGCCUCGACCGCUGUCAGGUUCAUUUGCGAUACAUCGGUAUUCGGCGCAGGCAAUCCGGAACUCGUUGCACAAUUGCCUCCUGAUGAUGGCUCCGCGUGUGCAUUCUUUGUCGAGUGGAGAACUCAUGUAGCUUGUCCGACACAUCAGAAGACAGGGAAUAUUGGAUUUAUCACAGUUCUUGCGGCUAUAAUGGGAACGGUGUUUAUGUUAUACAUCCUGGUGGGAACUUGGUACAACCGUUAUGUGCUUGAACUUCGAGGUUUCGAUCAGAUUCCCCGAAUAUCCUUCAUCCCUCUCGGAAGCAUUGUCUCGUCCGUCCAUAGCUGGAUCGAUCGUCUCCGAUAUGGCUCUUCUGAUGGGAGGGGUGUUGGGUACAGAGGAUUGGCUGAGGAAGAAGGCAUGCUGAGUGGCCCCCCAGGAUUUCUGGACGAACAGGACGAGGAAGAUCCGCAUGAGGGGGACGCGCAGCGAAGUGAGGAUACUAGCCCAGUGGGAAUUGACUCGGAUGGAGUAAUCAGAUUGUAA
Fibroporia radiculosa is the source of this 567-nucleotide messenger RNA. RefSeq lists its product as uncharacterized. Bases 1 to 567 code for a protein of 188 amino acids. NCBI's taxonomy places the organism in Eukaryota, Fungi, Basidiomycota, Agaricomycetes, Polyporales, Fibroporiaceae. The transcript is spliced from 4 exons. Gene Ontology annotation, biological process: vacuolar transport. The record is from RefSeq and is a predicted model, not a curated record.